CCUGAACAUUUGCUUCAUAUGUUGUUACAUUCUAUUUUUAUGAGGUUGAAGCAUAUUUUUAAAACUUUAAACCCUGCUUUCCAAAAACACUGACAUGAAUUGAACAUCCCAUGGUGACUAGCGCAGUGGGCGGGCACAGGUGGUACAAAGCCAAACAUUUACACCUUCUGGCAUACUUCCUUUACUACUCCCCUCGCCUCGCUUACUUUUAUUUACAGAUUGCAUAAAGAAAGUUGGUAUAGGCCUAUUAAAAAAUAAACGCUUUGGUUUAUUGAAUUAUCUGAAGAGUAUAUAAGCGCGUCGCUACCAACACAAAUUCGCAAGCAAGAUGAGGCUCAACAUCUUGCUGUUUUUUUCAGUACUUGUGAGUUUGGGAUUGUUUUGGACGGUGACCCGACGGAAGAGGGAAGAGGAACGACUGCUCAAACGCAACAAGUUCCAGUUCAUUAAACUCAGCGUCAGCGUGGACGUGCUCGGUGAGUACAAAGUGGAGAUCUCCAAAAAGCAACCACUUAUGGCCAAGAUUAAAGAAGAACUCAAGGCACUGGAGAGUGAAGCGGCUGAUCACCUGGCCAAACAGACGGCAAACAAGGCUGAAGUGGAAGCCUGUGAGAGUGCUAAGAAACAGAUAACAGAUGAGGCUGCAUCACUUGAGUCUGAACUUGGUAGCAAAAAAGAGGAAUUUACAAAGCAGAAGGCCAACUGGGAAGCUGAGGUUGCAUCUCUAAAUAAGCAGAUAAAUGAGAAAAGCAAAUUGUGUGACUUCAUCAAAACGGAUUCAGAAGUGGCCAGGAAACUGUGUGGUGUGCCGGAUCCUAAGCCAGAUGCAGUAAAGGACCCCAAGCCAGAGGAGGCCAAGGCAGAGGCCCCUAAGGCAGAGGCCCCUAAGGCAGAGGCCCCUAAGCCGGAGGAGGCUAAAGUAGAGGCCCCUAAGCCCGAGGAGGCUAAGGCAGAGGCCCCUAAGCCCGAGGAGGCUAAGGCAGAGGCCCCUAAGCCCGAGGAGGCUAAGGCAGAGGCCCCUAAGCCCGAAGAGGCCAAGGAAGAGGCCUCUAAGGCGGGGGAGGCCAAGGAUGAGGCCCCUAAAUCAUAAUGAAUCGUCAUGUAAAUAGGAUGCAAGGACUCCAGGCGGAUCUCUGAAAGAAGGAAGUGAAGACGGCAAGCAGAAGGACUCCACUUUCUAGGAGAGUUGGACCUCUUUAUAUCCAAACACUAUUUCGGAAGUUCAACACCUUAACUAAUAACCCAGGAUUCCCAUUUGAAAUGGACUCCCCAAGUUCGACCAAACUCCACCAUGUCGCCCUGAAGUUAUUUUUCUCCAUGGAAGUGUUCUGUUGCUCAUACACUGGUGCAAACCCGUGUAUGUUGAAUAACUUUGUCUUCGUCUAUACAUCUUUUUACAUAGUGAUCCUCCCUAGGGUGUAUUGUUUACAUACAAUCCACCUUUACACCUCCAUCAGCCAUUCACAAAGCCCCAUUGCCCCGUUAGUUGACCUGCUAAAACGACACUCUGUGCUGACCUGUCCGGAAGUCCAAAAGAAGUUAAAGCUGUUUCUGUUUAACUGUAAGUCCAAAAGUCUUAUGGGCUACUCCAUGUGUUUCUGAGUUAAUUUUCUAAUAUGGGGAAGGGGAUUAUUUUGUACCAAUUAUAUAUUUUCUAUAUCUUCAAUUGAGUGGUUGGCCUAAUUGUCAUGCCAACCAAAUCACUUAGUAAUUUACAUAUCCAGAACUAUUUGAUUUGUAAUGCUAUAUGUAUGGGACUGUCGGAUUCGUAUAUAUAUUUCUUGGUAAAGCCACCUGACUUUCAUAAAUGCACUUGUUUAUAUUUGAACAUCAACAUCAUAAUGCUUUGUCAUGAAAAUAAAUAAAUGUUCUUUAUACAACAUCCCCCAGUGUGUCUGAUAUUUUUUUCCUCUCCGGUCACCACUCUAUUUUCUGCCCAUCAGA
Gadus chalcogrammus (walleye pollock) is the source of this 1944-nucleotide messenger RNA. RefSeq lists its product as uncharacterized. Lineage: Eukaryota; Metazoa; Chordata; Actinopteri; Gadiformes; Gadidae. The transcript is spliced from 5 exons. The coding region runs from base 329 to 1090 and encodes 253 amino acids. The record is from RefSeq and is a predicted model, not a curated record.